This is a messenger RNA of Manacus vitellinus (golden-collared manakin), 4244 nucleotides long. It is a transcript of the gene PRMT2IP, whose product is annotated as chromosome unknown C15orf39 homolog. The transcript is spliced from 2 exons. The coding region runs from base 1222 to 4239 and encodes 1005 amino acids. Lineage: Eukaryota; Metazoa; Chordata; Aves; Passeriformes; Pipridae. The record is from RefSeq and is a predicted model, not a curated record.
AUUCUGGGUUUAUGUCCUGGCUUGUCCAACCUCAGCAUUGUCACAGCUGGGAAGGAAUCCCGUGGCUGCAUCUCUCUCCCACGCAGCAUCUCCUAGGGAGAUGGCUUUAAACAACAGCCUCCUGAGAGAUCCUUCUUGGAAGGAAAAUAACCCAGUUUGGGAUUUUCCCUGAGCUUUUUUCAAUUUGAAGGGAACUGUUUUCCCUGGAUCUAAGUGCUGGCAAAUUUAAUUGGUGCUGGAUGUCUUAGAAAUGACCCUGAGGAUUUAUCAUGAGGAUAAAGCUGUUGGAAACGAUGCGGGGGAGCUGCUUCCGAGGGUGCAAGUGGGAAAGGAAGCACUGACCCUCUGAUGGGGCUUUUCAGAGGAUUCCAGGGAAGCAGCAACCUCACUGGAAAGUAAGAAAUUGUUGAAGUUUGGAUAAGAAACACAACAGAAGAGAUAAGCAGAGAGUGCAGCUUCAGUUGUGCUUUUUUGGGGUGAGCUGGGGUUGGGGAGAGGCAGAUCAUCCCCUGCUCCCUUCCAGGCAGAGCUGCUUCACCACCGCCACUGGGUCCCUUAUCUCCCCCCACAAGUCUUUUCAUUAUCUGCUUCAUUUCCCCUGCUGUGGAUGUGGCUUUUGUCUUAUCUCCAUGUGCUUUUCCUCCAUUUCCUCGUUGGCUUCUCUGCUAACUCUCGUCACAAAAGGAAAAAAAUAACAUGGAGGAGAUCCUGCUGCAACGAGUCCAUCCCUGGGCUUGGGGAUGCUGGGCCGUGCUGGGAAAUACGGGGGGAUGUUUGCCCAUGUUGGGAGGGUGCUGUGCCAGUGAUGCUCAGGUGGGUCUUGGGGCUUGCUUGGGUGAUUUACAGGAUGUUCAGGUGAUGCUGGGGGGUACUGGGUGAAGGUCCUGUGAUGCCCUUGGUACUCUAGUGAUGCUCAUGUGUCUCAGUGGGAUGCUUAGGAGAUGCUGGGCAGUGCUGGGGAGGUGCUGGGUGACGCCAGGUGAUACUGGGAGAAUACUUGGAAUGCUCCAGGAUGCAGGACUAUGGUGGGAUAGCCUGCCAGCUCCACCUGCUGGCAUUCACCACCUGUCACUGUGGACCAGACCCACCACACAGCAGCCCCAAAUCAGAAGACAUCCUAAGGGAGAGGAUGAACUGCUGCCUCAGAGGGAGAAAUCUCAAAUUACUUUAAAAGGAAGGCCAGCUCACCUCUCCUGUCGGGACACCUGCAGCAAGGUAUAAAUGGCCUCAAAACAGUUCUUGGACUCUGUGGACCCCGUGAUUUUCAGCAAGCGACCUCGGCUGGAGACAGAGGCCACCACCAGCUUUCCGUCCAGCAAAAUCCGAAGCAAAUCCAGCCCUGUGCCCAGCCCUGGUUCCGAAAACCAUUUCAACUACAAAGGCUCCUACUUCGCCUGCCCACUGCAGAGCUCCAAGGGUCCUGAGCAGCCCCUGGCCCGCUGGAGCCCAGCGCCCACCUACCUACACUACGACCCUGGUGCCAUGAGCCAGCCAGCGCCUGCCGAGGGGUCUCUGGUGGGCUUCCUGCUGUACCCAUCGGAGAGCCUGGGCGCCCAGAAGGGCAAGGACAGCCUGAUGCAGGAGCAGCUGAUGGCUAGGAAAAAGCUGGACAGCCCAAGAUGCCCCUUACCAGUGAAGAAGCCGGUGGCGGUGAACAAGGCGGCCCCACUCGCAGUCCCUAAGCCGGUGUAUGGAGCCCCUGCCCGCUUCCUGGCCCCCAGGAUGGCUCUGCCGCUGGGAACACGAGUGGAGAGCCUGCAGCAGACACCAAGGGAGGCAAACUGGGCUCUGCCCCCUGCCACCCACCCUCUCCACCUCGGCGAGCCCCACAGGAGGGGUCCCUGCUCUGACCCCAGCAUCCCACCGCUGCCCUCCAGCCUGGGGCUGCCCACCAAGGAGCAGUUGGGCUCCCCCGCUGCCUUAUCCCACUACUAUGUCACCUUUGAUAAAUACAGGCCCCCCCCAAGCACCCUGGUCUUGGAAGCAAGCUGUCCCACUGCCCACAGCCAGAAUAAGGUGCCAGAGGUCCCCAGCCUCAUCCCGGACUCCUGUCCCAAGCUCCAGCUGCCUGAUGCUGGCCUGACAAACCCGGAGAGGCCAGAAAUGUGCUACCUACCUCCCCCCUACCCACUGUCUCCUCACAGAGCUGCUCCCCUCUACCACUCUCCGGCUCCCCCUGCGGGGGAGGCCAGUGCCCUGCCCAGCUCCAGCUUUGUGGAAAGCAGGAAGCCCUUUCCUGGCUCUUACCUCAGACCCCAAGCCCCAGGGAGCUACUUUCCCAGCCCCUUGGACCCCUACGUGCUGAGGACCGCGGGUGCUGGUCCCUCCAAGCCGGUGGUGGUGCUGAGGGAUGCUGAGCUGCCAAGGGAUGUCCAGCUGCCCGGGUACCCUGGUUUUACCUUCAACUCUGGCGAUGAAUCCGUGUUCCACACCUCCUUUGCCACCCCAGAGCCGGGAUGUGAGCAGCACGAGGCGGAAAGUCCACGGUGGCGAGCGGCAUCAAGGCACAGCAGCGCUUUCCAACCUGUCUGCACCCCUGAGAAGCUCUCCAGGGGCUCCAGUGGGCUCACGGAGACAUUUCCCAAAAGAGAAGGGAGCUGGGAGAAACCCAGGCAAGGGGAGCAGGAGCCCCCAUACCAGGGGAGGAGGAACACCAGCCCAGCCCCACAGGACACCCCGUGUGGGGGACCAGUGUCUCCUGUCAUCACAGGGAAAGGAAAUGACUGCAAGGUCAAGGAUCCAACCAAGGAGCUUGCCCCACCUUCUUCAUCCAUGACCCCCCCAAAGGGGGUGGAAGACCUGAGGGACACCAGAGUUUUUUCUUCCUCUCCACCGAUGCCAGUGAUACACAAUGUCUUCAGCCUGGCACCUUACCAGGAGUACCUGGAGAGGGCCAAGGGCUCAGCCCAUGUCCUCUUCUGCAAGGACCAUCUGUGGGGGGACCCCCCACCUCAAGACAAGAGCCCCAGCCAGGAGCCUGCUUCCCUCAGAGAUACCUUGGUGGUGUCCAGCCUGAGGUCGGACAGCAGUGUGGUGCAGAGCCAAGGGGAAAGAUGUCACAAGAGGGCCCCCAAAAAGCCAAAGCCUGUGUCCCAAGAGCUGAGGUCUCAGGAGGGCAGCCCCAGUGGGGUGGGUGCUGGGGAACUGCUCAGUGAGGAUAUGGUGCUGGACCUCAGCUUGAAGAAGAGACCAGUGGAAGCCAUGGAGACCCAGGGACUCAGUGGCUGUGUGGAGGGGACGCUGGACCAGGACGAUGUGGAGGAGGAGGAGAAAGAGGCUACUGAGGGCAAGAUGGGAAUGGGAGAGGGGGCCCAGCCCCAGCUGCUUGAGGUGGGCUCUGGGGACAGGAGCAACUUCCAGAGCUCAGCCACCUUCAUGUUCAAAAAAUACAAGCUCCUGCACUCCCUCACGCCCAGCACAGAGCCCCCCCAGCAGGAUGGCAGCCCCCAAGCCCCCCAGCCCAGCCCACCCAGCAGCACCCCCACACCGAACCCACCAGCCUCCUCACCAUCCAGCAGCCCCCCAGUCCCACCACCUGGCCCCCAGCCCAGCACCAUCUCAGGCCCAAACCCUCCCCAGCCUCCACUUCCCAAAACCCCCUUCACCCCAGCGGAGGAGGGGAUCUCACUGGCCAGGAAGUUUGUCAGUCCCCCACCAGACACCCCCUCUGGGCAGUACUUUGCCACCCUGCACACCUGGCUCUGUGACACGAUUUCUGGGUCAGUGUCACAGUCAUCCCCAGAGCUCCUGCAGCAGUGGCUGAAGAAGGCAGAGCUGGCAGAAGAGCUGGGAGAGAUGCCCAAAUCCCUGCCCAAGUCCAAGAACAACUCCAAGGCUCCCGCUCCUCAGAAGCCCAUGAAAGGCAAGGAGAUCUGGCUGGCUUUCCAGGACGUGGCCACGCUCCUUGCCAACCUGCUCUCCCAACUGGAGACCUUCAUGUUCGCUUGCCCUUUCCCCCACGUCGUCCGGGCAGGAGCCAUCUUCAUCCCCAUCCACGUGGUGAAGGAGAAGCUCUUCCCGAAGCUCCCUGGGACCUCCGUUGACCUAGUGCUGCAGAAGCACAAGGUGGAGCUGCGUCCCACCACGCUCUCAGAGGAGAGGCACCUGAGGGACCUGGAGCUGAAGAGCUGCACCUCCCGCAUGCUGAAGCUCCUGGCACUCAGGCAGCUCCCUGAAAUCUAUCCAGACCUGCUCAACCUCCACUGGCACAAUGCCAUCCGGCAGCAGCUCGGUAGGUAGCCCGG